This is a messenger RNA of Exophiala mesophila, 1843 nucleotides long. RefSeq lists its product as uncharacterized. Bases 114 to 1127 code for a protein of 337 amino acids. Lineage: Eukaryota; Fungi; Ascomycota; Eurotiomycetes; Chaetothyriales; Herpotrichiellaceae. The transcript has 2 exons. Gene Ontology annotation, molecular function: protein dimerization activity; DNA binding; DNA-directed RNA polymerase activity. Gene Ontology annotation, biological process: DNA-templated transcription. Gene Ontology annotation, cellular component: RNA polymerase II, core complex. The record is from RefSeq and is a predicted model, not a curated record.
CUUCGCCACGGCCACUUGCCCUUUCACCGUUCAAUCCACUUUGUGUAUCGCGCUGUGGAUCUAGAUGAACGUCCUUUCAUCGAUUCUCGACCGUUGACGUUGACGUAGGCAUCAUGGCUUACAAUGGCUACAAUGGCUAUGGUGACGAUGGAAUGGACGGCGUCGAGUCGUCAGGACCCAAAGUCACCGUGAGAGAAGUUGAACAAGAUCGUGUCGACUUUGUCCUUCAAUCGUGCUCCCUCGCCUUGGCCAAUUCCUUGCGUCGCGCCAUCCUUGCCGAAAUCCCUACCAUUGCGAUCGAUCUGGUAGACAUCACCACAAAUUCCUCAGUUCUGCCGGACGAAUACCUUUCCCACCGACUGGGCCUAGUCCCUCUACACAGCAAGCAUGUUGGCGAAAACCUAAACUACACACGCGAAUGCGAUCAAUGUGACGAUCAUUGUGACGCCUGCUCAGUGAUUUUGCGCCUCCACAUCCGAUGUACCAGACCUGGAACGAUGAACGUCUACGCCCGUGAUCUAAUGGUGGCCAACUCUCGCGCAGAUAACAUUGGCACCCCUGUGAUCCGUGAUGCUAAUGGCACCGGUCCAUUGAUCGCCAAACUCAGACAAGGGCAAGAGAUCCAGUUGGAAUGUAUCGCAAAGAAGGGGAUCUCGAAAGAACACGCAAAGUGGGCCCCUACCGCAGCAGUGGGUUUUGAGUACGACCCAAACAACAAACUCCGGCACGUUGACUACUGGUAUGAGAGUGAUGCUAGAUCCGAGUGGCCGGUGGAUGAACGAAACGCCACGUGGGAAGGCGACGAUUCUUCUGCCGAUGCUGCCUUUGACCCCGAUGCUGUUCCCAGUGCUUUCUUCUUCGACAUCGAAGGCAUUGGUACCCUUGAGCCAGACGAUAUUGUUCGCGGUGGCAUUGAUGUGCUACAGAAAAAACUCGCCGAUACCAUUCUGGUGCUUGGAGGGGCUGAUGUGGCUGGGGCUGAUGCCAUGAAUGGAGGACAGAGUCCAGAUGGCUAUGAACCAGCCCCAGCCAACAUAGGCUACAAUGGUUAUGGCGGCGUCAAUGGCGGUGCGACUGCGUAUGGAGCCAAUUCAUAUGGGGCAGGUUACGGCGGAAGUGGUUAUUGAUUUGCCGUCGACACAGUCUCCGUUUCAGGCAAAAGGCCCGUCACUACCAGCACGAAUACCACCCAUGUUUAUUGUGGACAGUUUUGAAGUCCUGCAAAUUGUAUGGAUGGGUGAUACUCCCUGCGACAGAGUUGGGUGUCGAUGGCACUCGAUGCGCACUGGGCGACAUGUUGUCCGUUGUCUAAAGGGACGGUGAUCUAUGACCGAGAUGACUUUCAAAUGCAGGCUCGAUGCGACGCAUCACCGUUAGCCAUGUCCACGUGCCCGCGCCUACCCAGACAGCCGAAGGUCGACCUGUUCCGACAAGUCUAGGCUUGUCUCACAGAAGUAGCAGGAUAAAGGAUCAAUGGUCAGGCCUCCAGCAGGUAUCGUUAAGCGUGUGCUUUUUGUGGAGAGAGCCAGAACAAUGCAAACAGUGGUUUACAGACAGGGACUCGGAUCUUUGACCGUGGCACCAUAGCAUGGCAUACAUGGUUUCAAGCUUUGGCCAGGGACCAAUGCGGCAAGUGGGCGACGGGGAAGUGAUUGGGUCGAGUCUAGCUAAGUCAGCAGAAACGGGGUGACAAUAGCCUUGCAUAAUCGGCAUGAUUACAUACUCCUCUAGACUUUUGGACCUGUGGAUGGCACAAACGCAGCUUGGUAUUGGUGCAAAUGUUAAAGUAUUGGAGAAGAUGCCUGAUAGAUACUGACUCUGAGUGGUGUAGCGAUUGAUGACA